CAGCUGGCUUGGGAGGCUCUGCGCGUGCAGCAGUGAUCCGGCUUGCUGCAACCAUCCGCCUGGGCCCUGGGAAGCAGCGUGCCGCAGCGAUCCGGCUUGGCCAUGGCAGCGGCGCCUCUGAAAGUGUGCAUCGUGGGCUCGGGAAACUGGGGAUCAGCUGUUGCAAAAAUCAUUGGGAACAAUGUAAAGAACCUGCAGAAGUUCGCCUCCACGGUCAAGAUGUGGGUCUUCGAAGAGACCGUCAAUGGGAGGAAGCUGACAGACAUCAUUAACAAUGACCACGAAAACGUGAAAUAUCUCCCCGGACACAAGCUGCCAGAAAAUGUGGUCGCUGUCCCGAAUCUCAGCGAGGCUGUGCAGGAUGCAGACCUGCUGGUGUUUGUCAUCCCCCACCAGUUUAUUCACAAGAUCUGCGACGAGAUCACGGGCAGGGUACCCAAGAAGGCCCUGGGCAUCACGCUCAUCAAGGGCAUAGAUGAGGGCCCUGAAGGGCUGAAGCUCAUCUCCGACAUCAUCAGAGAGAAGAUGGGCAUUGACAUCAGUGUGCUGAUGGGGGCCAACAUCGCCAGUGAGGUGGCUGCGGAGAAGUUCUGUGAGACCACCAUUGGCAGCAAAGUGAUGCAGAAUGGCCUUCUCUUCAAAGAGCUGCUGCAGACGCCCAACUUCCGAAUCACCGUGGUAGACGAUGCCGACACCGUGGAGCUCUGUGGUGCUCUAAAGAACAUUGUUGCUGUGGGAGCCGGCUUCUGCGAUGGCCUCCGCUGUGGGGACAACACCAAGGCAGCCGUCAUCCGCCUGGGACUCAUGGAAAUGAUCGCUUUCGCCAAGAUCUUUUGUAAGGGCCAGGUGUCCACGGCCACCUUCCUGGAGAGCUGCGGGGUAGCUGACCUCAUCACCACCUGCUACGGAGGGAGGAACAGGAAGGUGGCAGAGGCCUUCGCCAGGACCGGGAAGACCAUUGAAGAACUGGAGAAGGGGAUGCUCAAUGGGCAGAAGCUCCAGGGACCGCAGACCUCCGCUGAGGUGUACCGCAUCCUCAAGCAGAAGGGGCUGCUCGACAAGUUUCCACUCUUCACAGCAGUGUAUCAGAUCUGCUAUGAAGGCAGGCCUGUCACAGAGAUGCUGUCCUGCCUGCAGAGCCACCCAGAGCACAUCUGAAGGCAACUGGGCAGCCAACAGGGAACUGCCUUGCCUAUUGUGGGGUCAUCCAGAAAACCAAGGCUUGGCAGUGAGAUCUCUGCUGAGCUGUACUCUAACCCUGAACACAUACGACUUGUUACAGCGCUGGUCCUGUGCUGGGAGAGGCACUUCACCGGCUGGGAUGGAGAGAGAGAGAGAGAGAGAGAGAGAGUGUGUGUGUGUGUGUGUGUGUGUGUGCGCGCGCGUGUGCGUGCGCGUGCAUGCGUGUGUGUGUGUGUGUGUGUGCGUGCGCGCGCACACACAUGCACAUGCGCUUGUGGGGCCGUUUGAGUGUUCUUGAGUGUGUGUGUGCUCCUUUCUCGUUCUCUGGGUCUGAACCCAAAUCAGGUGUCUGUUUUAAUGAUCACAUUCAAAAUCUCCCCGCCAGGGCAGAUUGGAACUAACUCAGCUAAAUUUUAUGAAUUUUAUGGGUGUGACUCAUUUAUAUGUGAGUGGAGGAAGGAAUCGUUUUGUUUUUUUCUCUGAUACAGUUAUCUAGCAAACUCUUUGGAUUGUGGCUUGGGCGAUUAACAAUCGGGUGUUUUAAUUAGAUAUGCACUGACAUGCUUCUUCAUGAUAAAGAUGCCUCUUUCCUCUUCACUAGCUGCCAGGAUGGGCUUUUGUGCGCGCGCGCGCGCGCACACACACACACACACACACACACGCACACAGAGCAGUGGCAGAGGAAGGGACAUCCCUGCAGUGGCUGACAUAUCCUUCUGGGGAAUAUGUCUUUUUGUUGGGUGUUUUUUUUUCUGUACCUGUGUCUCUUCAGGCUUAUGGAACCCUGAAAGAGACCACUGUCACGACUCACGUAAGAAGCCAUAGUUGUCCCUGGUCACCCAGGGACAUGGACAGGAGCCUAGUACACAUUCCUCUAUCCCUCUGUCACUGGGCCUCUUUGACCUCUAGCUGACUGUGGGAAUGUUACCUGCAGCCUUCCCUGAGGCCACAGAAAGGCUUCCUGCCAUGGGGAUUUGUGGAGCAAAGAGUCUUGAGGAAGGUCACCACUGCAAGUGAUGUCCCCAACCCAGCAGGGUCACUGUACUCUUAAGAAAGUGUUCCCAGGACUCAAGAAUGGCCCGUGUUUCCACACGCCUCCCUCAUGUUUCUGAUGCCCACUACAAUUUGAGAGCCACCACACUGGAGAAUCUGCUCUAGCAUGGCCUUCAAUGAACAGUGUUCUGUAGGAGGCACAUGUCUGGCUAUUCCGGGUGGCCCCUGGAAUGGCCAAGUGAGUUUAAAACAAGCCGCCUGUGCGCACUUUCCUAGGGGUAGCCUGGGUGCUAGCACCUGCAUAGACCCAACUAAGCUAACAAGUUCCCAACCCUUAGGACAGACUAUUAGCCCAAAUGUCUAGAGAAGACUGCCAUAGAGUGGUGUGACCCUCACUCCCCGCAGGAAAUUAGGAGAGCUAACUACCUGUGAGUUUAUUCUAUGAAACCUGGGCUGGCCUCGAACUUGUCAACUUCUUGCCUCUGUCCCCUGAGUAGCUGGAAUUGCAGUUUUGAGAGAGCUUUCAGGUGACGGGGUCGAGUCCAGAUAAGGUGAUGUCAGCCUCGCUGAAACGCACACUAUAUGAAGUGAGUGCUUUGGAGUCUGGCGUUCGACUGUGAAUGAGUGUAUCUCUAUUUAAAAACCACCAGCCCAUGGGUGUGGACGUGUGAUUGUCACCCAGUCAAGUAUUUCUAGCUUCGGGGGAUUUUCCACUUCCUCUCAUCCUGGGCUGGGUGUUCCCCACCCCCCCCCCACUGAAAUAAUUGUAAAAAUAAGUUUUUAUGGGAAUUUUUAAACUCUCCCGAAAGACUUUUGGAGCAUUGUGGAAGCCCGUCCCUAAAAGUCUACAGAAGCGCACAGCUGAAGUUUUCAGUUUUCACAAUGAUGUUGUCAGUCGAUUCUUUUCUUGUCUCCCAAUGAAUCUUUUUAAAAAUUUGUACAUAGGUAACGAAGAGUUACUUUUUAAGAGAUCCAAAGGGCUGCAAGCUACUGUGCUGUCUACAGAGUAGGGUAAUGAGGAGCUGUUACCAUCCUGUGUCCCUCAUUUACGUCCUCCCUGACAUUCACAUCCUCUCUAAGCCCUGUACCUCCUCCUCCCUUCCCCUCAUGAAUGCCCCUUACUGACCUGAUGUCAGUUGACGUGCUUAUAAUCCACACAUGAUGGGAACAGGUAAAUUCCUUAAGUCUGUGCUCUGACAGCCAGAAGCAUCACUCUGUGAGUUAUGUAUUUUUGUAACCACCUGCUGAUUGAUGCUUCUUGCGAGCUGUGGCAAUAGGAACAGAGACGCCCAGAUGAGAUACUUAAUCUGUGAAUGUAAAACUAACCUAUUGCCUUGCUACUCUCCUCCUCACCACAGUUCUGGACAAAUCAGUGAGUCUAGCCUCCUGGUGUUUUAACAGCUGGCCUCCAGAGGGCACUGUGGUGAGAGAGCAGUGUCCUAACAAUUGCUUCUCCGCCAGUUCUGCUGGGCUAGCUUCUUAUUCCGUUUGUACUGUAUAUGUACUUCUAUGGACUGUAGAUGGGUGUAUAAUUUGAAGGCUUGGUUUAAUAAACACCACCUCUUGAACCUGUA
This is a messenger RNA of Phodopus roborovskii (desert hamster), 3749 nucleotides long. RefSeq names its product glycerol-3-phosphate dehydrogenase 1 like (gene Gpd1l). NCBI's taxonomy places the organism in Eukaryota, Metazoa, Chordata, Mammalia, Rodentia, Cricetidae. The transcript has 8 exons. Gene Ontology annotation, cellular component: cytosol; glycerol-3-phosphate dehydrogenase (FAD) complex. The record is from RefSeq and is a predicted model, not a curated record. Gene Ontology annotation, biological process: glycerol-3-phosphate catabolic process; carbohydrate metabolic process. Gene Ontology annotation, molecular function: glycerol-3-phosphate dehydrogenase [NAD(P)+] activity; NAD binding; protein homodimerization activity. Bases 103 to 1158 code for a protein of 351 amino acids.